This is a messenger RNA of Penicillium riverlandense, 1347 nucleotides long. RefSeq lists its product as uncharacterized. The coding region runs from base 1 to 1347 and encodes 448 amino acids. The record is from RefSeq and is a predicted model, not a curated record. Lineage: Eukaryota; Fungi; Ascomycota; Eurotiomycetes; Eurotiales; Aspergillaceae. The transcript has a single exon.
AUGACUUUGUAUAGGAAAGAAUAUCAUGAGCCAAUUGAGCUCAGGGUUGAAAGUCCGGCCUGGCUAACCCUGGAACAUCAUGAUGCCUCCCUUGAGUCUGUCGGCGAAGAGUGGCAGGUCUUCGGAGACUACCAUUUACCUACUGGCUACGAACUAGCCUACGUCCCCUCAAAUGCAAUUGUGGAAUCCAUAUCAAGCGCCUCCGCCGACUUAACCUCCCCCGAGAAGAGAAACUCGGUAUACAACCUCUCCUCGAUCUACAGCCUCUCUACAGCCGUAGUAGCAAUCGUGCAGAUCAUCUACGCAUCAGCAACACUCUACCGCUCGCGCGGUGACCAGGUCGCCAAAUAUGGAUAUGCCGCGUUUGGAUUCACCGUUCUGCCAUACCUGAUUAUGUCGUUUGUCAAUCUCGUGGGAAACCUGGUUACGCCGCGGUAUUCCACGCUGUACCUUGUUCGCACGGAGAUGAUGGAUGAGGCUGUGGAAAGGGGUGGAUAUUUUGAGGGUACUACAGCCAGACUUGAAAGUGCUCAGCUUCAGUUGAAGCACGGUUUUGUGUUUGAGGCAGAGCUUCAAGAGCAUGAGCAUCGAGGUGGUGAGGAGCGCUGGGAGUUUCAGGUGGGGGGUGUUGAUGUAGGUUCGAGUGAUGAUGAGCUUGAAAAGGUCAAUAAUGCAUCUAUUGGGGCAGAUUCUGCGCCGGGUGAGGCAGUGACUGCGGCAGACAUUCCGCUGGUGGUUCAACAUGAUGGCGAGUCACCGAAAGAAUCUGCUGAAGAGGAGACAAAGGUUAAAGAGACCGUUGAAGAGAAAUCGGAAGAUGCAAAGGCAAGAAAUAAGGAGGCAAUGGACGACGCAGACAACAAGAAACCUCUACUCAUCAUCCCAAGCUGCUACAAUUUCAAAGUUGCCACCCAAACCCGCGGCUUCUUCAGCUCCAGCAACCCAACCCUCUUCGACUGGCACCACCGCAUCAUCUUCUGGAUGCUCCAACUUCUCAUCGCAGCUGUGCCCUUUAUCGUUAUCGGGGCCAUGUCCCGUUUCAAGGCCAAUCACAGCACCACAGCUCAGCGGGCAUGGAUCAUGAGCUGGCUGUCCUUGGGAAUGACGCUCGUGCUCAAUGCUUUCCUCUCUAACUACAUGGUUCGCCUAGGCUUUGCGGCCCAUAAGAGCCAUCGGCUUUGGAGGACAGAUCGCUCGGGGCCCUUAAAGCAUCGCUUUGGGUGGAGUGUGUUUGGUGUUGUCGUCGUGGUUGUGUUCGUGUGUGCAUGGGCUACCCCGACCAUUGGCGGCUUUACGAUGGUGGCCAAGAUGCUGAGGGAGAAUGGGUCUUGUACACUCAUUGGAUGA